GCCUGCCGGGAGCUCCGUGCGCGAUGGCUACACCCAGUCUGCGGGGCCGCCUGGCUCGGCCUUGGAACUCGCGGAAGCCUGUACUGAAGCCCAAUAAACCCCUCAUUCUAGCUAACCGCGUAGGGGAGCGGCGCCGGGAGAAGGGCGAGGCGACUUGCAUCACGGAGAUGUCGGUGAUGAUGGCUUGCUGGAAGCAGAAUGAAUUCCGCGACGAUGCGUGCAGAAAAGAGAUCCAGGGCUUCCUUGAUUGUGCCGCGAGGGCUCAGGAAGCCCGAAAGAUGAGAUCAAUACAGCAAACCCUGGGAGAGUCUGGGGGUUUACCUCCAAAGAAAUUGAAUAAGUUGUUGCAGAGGUUUCCUAACAAACCUUACCUCAGCUGAAAAUGGAGAAGCAUUUUCAAUGAUUGAACUAUAGCUUCUGACAACAGAGGCAUUUUAGAGAUGUUGGCAUUGCCAUGCUGUCUUUGGAGGGUAGAAGAGGCAAAACACUUUUUUCACCCUUUGGAAUCAUAAUGUGGGUAGAAGUCAUGAUUUAUCUUGAAAUAAAAUCCUCUGAAGAGAA
Molecule: messenger RNA, 561 nt
Organism: Saimiri boliviensis boliviensis (Bolivian squirrel monkey)
Lineage: Eukaryota; Metazoa; Chordata; Mammalia; Primates; Cebidae
Gene: CHCHD1
Product: coiled-coil-helix-coiled-coil-helix domain containing 1
Biological process (GO): mitochondrial translation
Cellular component (GO): mitochondrial ribosome; nucleoplasm; mitochondrion
Molecular function (GO): RNA binding
Source: RefSeq, a predicted model, not a curated record